This is a messenger RNA of Beta vulgaris subsp. vulgaris (sugar beet), 1294 nucleotides long. RefSeq lists its product as hypothetical. The record is from RefSeq and is a predicted model, not a curated record. Bases 121 to 990 code for a protein of 289 amino acids. NCBI's taxonomy places the organism in Eukaryota, Viridiplantae, Streptophyta, Magnoliopsida, Caryophyllales, Amaranthaceae. The transcript has 2 exons.
GUUAUUCCGUUGCUACCUUAAUCAGAAAGGAAAGUCGGGGUACUUUCUACUUUGCCAUACAUCUUAGAGGAAUUGCGGUUUUUGCUUCCAUUAUUGUCACAGAGAGAGAAUCAAAUAAAAAUGGGAGUUUUCUCCAAUAAAAUUUCAAGGGAUACCCUUAAGGCCGGAGAUCACAUCUAUUCUUGGAGGAACGCCUAUCUCUACUCCCAUCAUGGCAUAUAUGCUGGCGAUGGCAAAGUGAUUCACUUUACCAGAGGACCAGGCCAGGAAAUAGGCACUGGAACUUUUCUGGACAAUGUCAUCUUCAGCUCAUCCCCUUCCUCAGAUCAUGCAAAGUGUCCAUGCCCUGUAUGCGGUGACCAAUCCAAACUUAGUGGUGUCAUUUCAUCCUGCCUUGAUUGUUUCCUUUGGGAGGGCGAGCUUUAUCUCUUUGAGUACGGGGUCUCGCACAUUUUCUUCCUUGCAAAGGCACGUGGUGGGACCUGCACGCUCGCGCCUGCGGACCCACCAGAAGACGCUGUUUCUCGAGCUUCUUUUCUUCUAGAGAAAGGGUUUGGUGGCUACAACAUCUUCAAGAACAACUGUGAGGAUUUUGCCAUUUAUUGCAAGACGGGUUUGCUUGUUGUAACAGACAUCAGUGUGGGGCGAAGUGGACAAGCCACAGCCUUUGUAGCGGCUCUGAGCGCAGUCGUUUCUUCUCCACUUCGGUUCUUGACCACUAGCUUCCCUGGAUUAACAGCUGUGGGAUGUGGCAUGUAUUGUGUUAGCAGGGUUGUCUCUGACAUUGGAAUGAGGCGUGAUGUGAUGAAGGUCCCCGUCGAGAGGCUUGUUGGCCGCAUUGACUUAGACCAGCCAGCUAAACAAGAGAAGCUUGUUAACCACAUUGACUUAGACCAGCCAGCUGAGACUGUUACUACUGAACAAGAGAGGCUCGUUGCCCGCGUCGACUUAGACCAGCUAGCUAAGACCGCUACUUGUAAACAAGAUUAGUAUUUAUUGAGCGUCCAUUAUAUACCCCAAGUGCACGGGGCAGUCUCUUACAUAUUCUUGCUCACAUGCUUCGCAACAGGAGUAUGCGUGCUUUUUCAUGGGAGAUGGUGCAAGUAAUCCUAGGUACACCUGGGUGUAAUCUGGACACUCGUAUUUGUCUGUCUUUGUUGAUGGCAGCUUGUUGAUGCUUUGAUUUCUGAUUGUCAGGUUAUUGUUCUCAUUUCCUUUUUGUUGUUGUGGAAUUAUCAUGUAUUGGCUUUAUCUAAAUACGUCUGUUUUAUCGGAAAUGUAAUAUUUCAUGUCA